This is a messenger RNA of Phragmites australis (common reed), 2867 nucleotides long. RefSeq lists its product as uncharacterized. The transcript has 6 exons. Gene Ontology annotation, molecular function: chromatin binding. NCBI's taxonomy places the organism in Eukaryota, Viridiplantae, Streptophyta, Magnoliopsida, Poales, Poaceae. The record is from RefSeq and is a predicted model, not a curated record. The coding region runs from base 735 to 2627 and encodes 630 amino acids.
AAAAAAAAGACGGAGGGGAAGCACAGUAGAUUCCCUUCCCUUCCUCUCCCAGGGCUUCAACCCUCUCUCCCCUCACCCACCUCGCCUUCCCACAAUCCCACCUGUCCGUCUCCCUCCCUGCUUCCUCGCCCCCUCCUCCUCCUCUCCCGGCCGACUCGGAGGGAGAGGGAGUCCUGCGCGUAAGCGCCCCGCCCGGAGAGAAAUCUUUUCCUUUGCGCCUUCCGUUCGCCUCUCCUGUCGCUGGUUUCCCAGAGCGCCGCCGCCGCCUCCCGCCGCGGACUCUUCUUGGAGUAACUCUUAAGAAAUUUUCUGGGUUUUCGUUGAGAAAAAUCGGCGCAAGACUGCAAUUGCGGUCAGCGUUCGGUUCAUGGAAGGAUUCUUGCUAAGCCUGAAUCCCUUCCGGUUCAAGCCGCUCUGGCCGGCGAGGACUCCCCCCAAAUCCGUCUGAAGCCCUAGGAAUCCUCCUCCCGUCCCGGGAUUCGGAGAAAUCCCCGGCCGCCGUUCCCCAACCCUUCCUUUUCUUGGUUAAUCUGAAGUUUCCCGUGAAAUUCUUGUGCUCUCCGAGGUUUCUGAAAAAGACCAGGUUUCCCUUCCUUCCCCCGAGAACCAGCCCUAAAGUCGUCUCCGCCUUCCAAGACCUUCCUGAUAAGGACAUGAGCUUUUUGCGGAAGGACCCUUCGUCUGCGUAGUGCCCCUUUCUGGCGUCCUCGUUCGUGGCAUCGUUGCAAACAAGGAUGGCGAGGGAGGACGGCCCGGAGUUCGUGAGGUGGAGGGAGGAGUUCCUGUCGCAGGAGAGGGGCAGCCGCGUAGUGCAUUACUACCUCGAGGACGCGGCCGGCGGGUCGCACCUCGCCGUCAUCGGCACGGAGAGGAGCCUGCGCCACAUGCUCUACGUGGUCUCGGAGGACUUCCGCAGGGCGCAGGGGUGCGGCGGUGCUGACGGCGGGCCAGCGCUGUUCGCGCGCAAGUGGCGGUCGCGCCGUGAGGUGGUGGAUUGGCUUACCUCCUUCAUUCCGGAGAAGACUCUUGCCUCAAAAUAUUUAAAAUAUGGACCUUAUGUGGAUAAUGACAUUGGGUUAGAUGGAUAUGGUGAAACUGAAAGCUUUGUGCACCAAAAUCUGGGGAAAACCUGCAGCUCAGACAUUACAUGGUCUGGUUCUUUCUGGACUUGUGGCAAGCAGCUUCGUCAUUAUCAAGCUUUUUGUCGCAAUGGAACCACGAUAUCCACCCACUCUUUUGUGCUUGUCUUGUCUGAGGAAGAAAGUCGCUAUCUUGCAUACUUGGAAGACUUGUAUGAAGAUAAAAAGGGACAGAAGAAGGUUAGAGUGCGAUGGUUUCAUCAAAACCAGGAAUUUGCUUGUGCUAUACCUCCUCCUCCCCCUCAUCCUUGUGAAGUUUUCAUCACUCAUUUUACGCAAGUAAUCAGUGUGGAGUGCGUUGAUGAUAUAGCAACAGUUUUAACUCCUGAUCAUUAUGAAAAAUGUUCCAAUGCACUGCCAAGUUCUUCUUUGGUUGGGAUCCGUUUCUGCUUUCGCCAGUAUAGUAAAAAUAAGUUCAAGCAUUUUGACUUGAGAACAUUGCGUGGAUAUUUUAGUCAAGCUGCUGUUCUGUCCUUGAAAAUUUCAGCCGAACCAGAAAAGGACGGUGAAUAUUGUACACCUGGGAAAAUUAAGUUUCCAAAGCAGUUUGAGAGGCUUUAUUCAAAAUGUUUGGGUACUAAAAUCUGUCGAGGCCCGCAAGCAGACUCAGUACCCUCUUAUCAGAAAUUAAGUAAUAAACAAUCUCCUGUGAAGCAUCUCUCGACCAAGUUUAUGGGGCCCCAGAAUCAGUUAAUGCCAACAUACAGUUCUGGUGACAGAAUAGAGAUCUUGUCUCAGGAUAGUGGUAUCAUUGGCUGCUGGUUCAGGUGUACUGUUCUGAAGUCAUGUACUAAUCAUAACAAACUGAAGGUUCAAUAUGAUGAUCUCCAAAAUGCUGAUGAAAGUGGAAGAUUGGAGGAGAUGGUACCUGCCUCCACAUUGGCUCUUCCUGAUAAACUGGGACUGAGAUGCCCAGACCGGCUAAGAAUCAGGCCACGUCCUCAACAAAAUAGUUCUGUUGAUGGUGCUUCUCUUUUACCUGGGACUGCUGUUGAUGUCUGGCAAUUUAGCGGUUGGUGGGAAGGAGUUGUCGCCAGUUUGGACAACACUGCAGCCGAUAGCCUGCAAAUAUAUUUUCCAGGAGAGAACUUUUUUGGGGUAUGCCAGCUAAAGAAUGUAAGAAUCUCAAAAGAUUGGGUCAAGAACCAAUGGAUUGAUAUUGAAACAAAGACAGAUGUGUUGUCAAGAAUACCUUCAGAUUGUGUCCGAACAAAGCCACCUGAUACUGUGUCAUCCGUUGGGAUGCUGGACUCUAGCAGUUCUGCAGUGCCUGACCAAGAGCUUGCAGCUAUCCCAGCAAGCUCCAGUGGAGAUAAACAAGCAGAAGCUAGUAAGCAAACUGAGGUUAGUUUGACUGAUAAGACUAUUGCUUUUGUGGAGGAUGAGAAAGAAACAAUUCUAGGGAAGCGUCCGAGAGAUGAUGAUGAUGAUUCUGAACUGGACUGCAAUGGGGAUGAGAAACAAACAACUGAGGUUGGCGAGACAUGAAGGGAUGCCCCAACCUUAGAUUCAUGUACAUAGCUAUAGAUAUGGUAAUUGAAUCCCAUUGGAGGGUUUUUACUAGGUUGCUAUAUCAGAGAGUAUUGUCGUCUCUGUCUUACACGAACCUUUCCUAGUUUUUUUAUUUUGCUGGUAGUUGUGUUGUUUAUGUUACCAGACACACGGAUUGCAAGCUAAAUGUUACCCUUCCUAGUCACGUUGUAUAGUAGUCUGAAUGAUAUUUGCUUC